Molecule: messenger RNA, 2160 nt
Organism: Penicillium coprophilum
Lineage: Eukaryota; Fungi; Ascomycota; Eurotiomycetes; Eurotiales; Aspergillaceae
Product: putative arsenite efflux transporter ArsB-like
Exons: 3
Coding region: 1-2160 (719 amino acids)
Biological process (GO): transmembrane transport
Cellular component (GO): membrane
Source: RefSeq, a predicted model, not a curated record
AUGGAUGACGAGCUCGAUACAUCGAAAAUCAAAAGUUGGCGAUCAAUAAUCACCCUAAUCACCUUUGUUACAACUAAUGUUGUUGUCCUUUUCCCAUUUCAUAUUCCUAUAUACCUGCCCCAAUGGCUUAUAAACGGGGGUUGGGACCUAUUGAGUGCCAUGCGCAUAACUCCUCAUCGGACGCGCCCCCAAUACAAUGAAAACCAGCCCACUUUCGUGAAAUUUCGCUUUCCAUUGAACUUGAUCACGGCACCUUUAAUCGCAGAUCUUUUCCUUCUCGCUAUCUUGGCCAUUGGCCGAAAAGAGGUACAUGAUGGAAUAGUCGGGGCAGACAACAUUAAUCCCAUUGACAUCAUGGUCUUCUUCCUCACUCUCGCUUACAUCGCCAUCUCGAUUGACGUGUCUGGCCUCAUCAAAUACCUGGCUUUGAAAGUUCUCCAAAAGGCAGGGAAGGCCGGCCAUCGACUAUUUUUCUACAUGUUCGCCUUCUUUUUUGUGUUAGGCAGCUUCGUCGGAAACGACCCGAUUAUUCUGUCGGGCACACCAUUCCUUGCAUACAUGAUCCGUGUUUCAAGCAAUAUCAUCCACCCCAGAGCAUGGAUCCACAGCCAGUUUGCCAUAGCCAACAUCGCCUCCGCGAUACUUGUCUCAUCCAACCCGACCAAUUUGGUCCUUGCUGGCGCCUUCAGGAUCAAGUUCAUUGUCUACACAGCCAAUAUGAUCGUUCCCGUAGUUGUGACAGCCGCCGUCAUUUUCCCGUUCCUGUUAUAUGUCGUUUUCGCCGACGAAUCCCUUGUCCCUCGCUGCAUAACAAUGCACGAGUUGUCCGAGGAAGCCAAAGCCAAACCACCUGUAAACCCCAAUAUUCCUCAUGCCAGACGAACUGCAGAAGAGGCGGAGAAAACCGGCGGCGACCAAGGAGACCAACUCGAGUUAGAGGAGAUCAUGAACCCUUUCUUGGACAAAAGGGGUGCUCUCUUGGGGGCUCUCAUUAUGGCCGCCACGCUAAUCACCGUCCUAGCAAUCAAUGCAUCAGCUCAAACAGGCGGAGAGCACCCCGUCUUUUGGGUCACGUUGCCCGCUGCUUUCUUAACGCUUUGCUGUGAUGGUUGGCCCCAUCGCAACGAAACCAAGGAGGCUGCCGCGAAGGGUAGGCAAGCAGACCGGAAGGCACAGGUUGAGCAAGGGAUCUACAAACAGGAGGAACAUAAAACCUUACGAGAGAGAAUAGAUCGAGAGGCACUGGGAUUGGACCAGUCUGAGCAAUGUGGUGCAUCGGGCUUGCGCCGCCGCAGUGAGCACAUUUCUGACGAUAUCUCGCUCGGGACUGAAGAUAUUGCGCUGAAUGAUCUUUGUCCAGAAAAUGAUACUUCUCUGUCAACCUCUGUCCUCGCUGACAAGGGGAGUCUUGCGGAGCUACGGCCACCAUGCAUUGAGAUGGUGGACAGCACACAACAAACUCACACACCUUCCCGCGAAGCAUCCAAGCCAAGAGAAAUCAGCGGCAUAACGACAAAUGAGGAGAAGGGGAGAUAUGCAUAUCAUCAGGACAAGAGCCCACGCACGUUGGUUUCACUCUUGGCUGACCUCUCCCGCUGGUUACAGGAAAAAUUUCCCACUGUGGCGGUCAUAGCAUCGAACAUGCCCUUUGCUCUGGUACCCUUCGCUUUUGCGAUGUUUAUCCUGGUACAGGCACUUGUGACCAAGGGCUGGGUGCCAGUUUUCGCGCAUGGGUGGGACCAGUGGGUAGAAAGGACCGGGACAGUAGGCAGCAUAGGUGGAAUGGGAUUUUUAUCUGUGAUUCUGUGCAAUUUUGCCGGGACAAACAUCGGUACCGCGAUUCUCCUCUCGCGCGUUAUCCAAGCGUGGCAAAAGCUCCAUGAAGUCAGUGGAAUUCCCAUCAGCGAUCGCACAUGGUGGGCCACUGUCUACAGUAUGGCUCUAGGAGUCAAUUAUGGUGCAUUCAGCACUGCGUUCAGUGGCUCACUGGCUGGGCUGCUGUGGCGGGAUAUCUUGGCUAAAAAGCAUAUCCAUGUCGGCAAUCGUGAAUUUGCCCAGGUGAACUUUUCCAUCAUUGCUGUCUCUAUGCUGGUUGGAUGUGCAGUUCUUAUUGGAGAAGUAUAUAUUGUCAGAAGUGAUAAGCCGUACGUCCCGGCUUGA